CCGUUGAUCAGAUCGUCCACGUCAUUUUGACUCUUCAAAAUUUGAAAGCACGCGCUCAUCCAGCGCACAAAUAUGUUUGCAAGUCACGAUAGGCUGCUGUUACUACCUGCACCACACCCGUACCGCAUAAAGCUCAUGUCGGUCUAGCCGGCCUUCUCAAGUUCUCACUGAUGUCCAGUUGUUCCAGUUUGACCCACCUUGGUUAGGUGUCCGCAACUCGGAUCAUAAGUCGGGAUAAGUUUCAGUUAUCUCUUGGAUCAAUCUUGGUUUGGAUCGCAGACUAGGUUACCCAAUGCGGAUACUGAGGUGAUUCCCGGUUGACUACUAAUCUUUUUUAAUACUGCGUGACCAGUGGCUCAGGCUCGAAAUUGCCUACUUCCAAUAUGGAGGCUCCGAGAGCUUCAGCGAUUUCGAAGUUGCAACCCCAACCGAGUGCAGAUGAGACGACUCUCGCCAAGCUAGGAUACAAGCAGGAGUUUCACAGGGAAUUCACUCCACUAGAGGUGGCUGGACUUGCUUUCAGCUAUGUUGGAGUGGUUCCUUCUAUAGCCUCCAUGCUCUUCUAUGCCAUACCAAAUGGUGGGCCUUUCGCUAUGGUUUGGGGUUGGGCAAUUGCUUGCCCCUUUAUCAUGUGCAUCGGGUUGGCGAUGGCAGAGCUCGCAUCAGCAGCACCUACUUCUGGUGGUCUAUACUAUUGGACUUACUCGCUCGCUUCUCCUCGAUGCCGCAAUUUUCUGUCGUGGAUAGUCGGCUAUUCGAAUACUGUACAGAUUAUCACGGGAGUCGGUAAGAGAAGUUUCAUUUUUCCAACGGUCUUCCUCGGAUCAUGUGGGUUAGCUUCCAUAGACUGGGCUUGCGCAAUUCAAGUCACUGCAACAAUCAGUAUUGCCUCCUCUGGCCAGGCAUACACGACUACCAACCGGCAGCUCUAUGGUAUAUACGCAGCUUUGGUUUUGUCACAAGCUGUUCUCGUGAGCUUCGGUACCAAGGUUUUGGCAAGGCUACAGAGACUAUUCACGUUGGUGAAUGCAUCCCUCUGCUUCAUAAUCAUCAUUGCGCUUCCGAUCGCAACGCCACCAGAUUAUCGCAACAGUGCAAAUUUUGCGCUAGGGGAUUUCGCCAACUUGGCCGGCUGGCCAUCUGGAUUCGCAUUUAUUUUGAGCUUCAUGGCUCCUCUUUAUACAAUAGGGGGUUUUGAUGCCAGCGUUCAUAUGAGCGAGGAGGCCUCAAAUGCCGCUACUACGAUACCAUGGGCAAUAGUCACUUCCAUUGCCGCAUCGGCCGUUCUUGGUUGGGGAAUCAACGUCUCACUUGCCUUUUGCAUGGGUACUGAUAUCGGCAGCAUCCUAAGUAGCCCUACAGGCCAGCCUAUGGCACAGAUCUUAUAUAAUUCGCUCGGGCAGAAAAAGACCCUGGCUCUAUGGUGCUUCAUUAUUUUAGCGGAGUACAUAGUAGCAUCGAACAGCCUCCUGGUUGGCUCUCGCCAAUCGUUUGCAUUUGCUCGUGAUGGAGCCCUCCCAUUUUCACGGUAUCUGUACCGGAUAAAUCACUACACAGGAACACCUGUCAAUACAGUUUGGUUCGACGCCAUUUGCGCUCUGGCAAUUGGGCUUUUGUCGUUUCUGAGUACCGAAGCCAUCAAUGCGAUCUUCACGAUUUCUGUCACAGCAUCGUAUAUCGCUUACAUAACCCCGAUCACAACCCGCUUUGCGUUUAAGAAUGAUUUCAAACCCGGCCCAUUUCAUCUGGGGAAACUGAGCUUACCAGUUGCCGUGAUCGCUGUGGUAUGGAUGGUCUUCGUGAUCCUGGUUUUCUUCUUUCCCGCGACCCCGCAAACAACGGUACAACAGAUGAACUACACAGUUGUGGUACUUGGAGGCUUCAUGUUUCUGGCAAUUUCCUGGUAUUAUUGUCCAGUGUACGGAGGCGUGCAUUGGUUUGAUGGGCCCAUAUCCAAUUUUACAUCGGUCAUCGGAGGUGAAAGCAGAGACGAGAGUUCAACAUCGGAGAAGGAACAACUUGAAGUAGAUAUCUCUGUUUCAGUGGUGGAUGUAUAA
This is a messenger RNA of Suillus bovinus, 2057 nucleotides long. RefSeq names its product amino acid/polyamine transporter I. The record is from RefSeq and is a predicted model, not a curated record. The coding region runs from base 384 to 2057 and encodes 557 amino acids. Gene Ontology annotation, biological process: amino acid transport; transmembrane transport. Gene Ontology annotation, cellular component: membrane. Gene Ontology annotation, molecular function: transmembrane transporter activity. The transcript is spliced from 14 exons. Lineage: Eukaryota; Fungi; Basidiomycota; Agaricomycetes; Boletales; Suillaceae.